GGCAGCAUCACUUGACCGAAAUGUUAAAAAACGAUAAAAAGGCAUGGAAGAGUUGGAGAGGGAGAGUCCAACGAAUCUAAGUGUCAGACUUGAAAUUCACUUAUCCAUUGAAGCUCUUGCAAUGUUUCUUCUCAAGGCAUGGAGACAAACAGCUUUUGGAGUUUAUGGGUACCUGAAUUUCACCAAGUCUGGUUUCAUAGAACAUUCAAAGAAAUUCCAGUCAGAGGAUAUGCAAGCACGGAUAGAAGGGAAAAAUUGCAUUGUAACAGGAGCUAAUUCAGGCAUUGGUUAUGCAACUGCCGAGGGACUUGCAUCUCGCGGCGCAACUGUCUAUAUGGUUUGUCGGAAUAAGGAGAGGGGUGAAGCUGCACAGUCUAAAAUCCAAACUGAUACAGGAAACCAAAAUGUUCAUUUGGAGGUCUGUGAUCUAUCAUCUGUUAGUGAUAUCAAGUCAUUUGCGUCCAAGUUUUCCACAAAGAACAUGCCAGUUCACGUAUUGGUGAACAAUGCUGGUUUGCUUGAGCAUAAUAGAGUUACCACAUCAGAGGGGUUUGAGUUGAACUUUGCUGUGAAUGUAUUAGGCACCUAUGCCAUGACGGAAUUGAUGUUGCCAUUGCUGGAGAAAGCUACACCUGAUGCCCGUGUUAUUACUGUUUCCUCUGGUGGAAUGUACACUACACCAUUGACCAAGGAUUUACAGUUUAGUGAUGGGAACUUUAAUGGCGUGGAACAAUAUGGUCGAAACAAGAGAGUUCAGGUGGCGUUAACAGAGAAAUGGGCUGAUACAAACAAAAACAAGGGGAUUGGAUUCUACUCAAUGCACCCAGGUUGGGCUGAGACACCGGGGGUUGCCAAGAGUUUGCCAAGUUUCUCUAAAGCUCUAUCGGGAAAGCUUAGAACGAACGAGCAAGGUGCAGACACCGUAAUUUGGUUGGCUUUACAGCCAAAAGAAAAACUUGUAUCGGGAGCAUUUUAUUUCGAUAGAGCAGAAGCACCUAAACACCUUUUGUUUGCAGCAACAAGCCGGUCUCAUACUGAAAUCGACUCCAUUUAUGACACUCUAAGUAGGUUAUCUGGGACCUCCGCAUAAGUUUAAUUCGAAAAACGCAUACUGUGAAGUCUUGCUGGAAACUUUUAUGGGUAAAUUUAUUAACAAAGGGAUGGAAAGGAUCAGACUUUGCCUUGCAUAUGGGGCUUUAUACAGGCAUAAAACACGUUUUAGUGUCCCUUUAGUGCCCCGUUAUUGUUUGUUUAGUGAAAAACUGUAUUUUUAUUGAAGAUUUGUAAAAGGUUGUAUUUAUGUAUAUUUCUGAUUUUUGUUUAUGUAGAGUUGCAGAAUUUAUUUUCUGAAUUCUGAUUAAAUAUACUGAAUAUAUGAUUGUAGUUCUUAAAAUUUAAUUUUCUCUGAA
Pyrus x bretschneideri (Chinese white pear) is the source of this 1409-nucleotide messenger RNA. RefSeq names its product dehydrogenase/reductase SDR family member 12. The transcript is spliced from 10 exons. The record is from RefSeq and is a predicted model, not a curated record. The coding region runs from base 44 to 1090 and encodes 348 amino acids. Lineage: Eukaryota; Viridiplantae; Streptophyta; Magnoliopsida; Rosales; Rosaceae.